Messenger RNA from Ictalurus furcatus (blue catfish), 1741 nucleotides. RefSeq names its product ATPase Na+/K+ transporting subunit beta 1b (gene atp1b1b). Bases 1 to 909 code for a protein of 302 amino acids. The transcript is spliced from 6 exons. The record is from RefSeq and is a predicted model, not a curated record. Gene Ontology annotation, cellular component: sodium:potassium-exchanging ATPase complex. Lineage: Eukaryota; Metazoa; Chordata; Actinopteri; Siluriformes; Ictaluridae. Gene Ontology annotation, molecular function: ATPase activator activity. Gene Ontology annotation, biological process: intracellular sodium ion homeostasis; intracellular potassium ion homeostasis; sodium ion export across plasma membrane.
AUGCCUGCUCAAAAUAAAAAUGAUGGAGGAUGGAAGAAGUCUGUGUGGAAUUCCGAUACGAGGGAGUUUCUCGGACGCACCGGUGGUAGUUGGGCAAAAAUCCUGCUGUUCUAUGUCAUAUUUUAUGCCUUCCUGGCUGGAAUCUUCAUUGGCACCAUCCAGGCACUUCUUCUCACCCUGAGUAGCUACAAACCCACCUGGCAGGACAGAGUUACUCCUCCAGGCCUUACCCACUCCCCUCAGUCAGAUAAAACAGGGAUUUUCUUCACUGUGAAUGAUCCAACUACAUAUUUGAAAUCCAUAAAGUCCAUGAAAGAGUUCCUGGAGGCUUAUGAUGUUGAAUCCCAGCGUGACCAACUGAAGUUUGAGGACUGUGGAGAGCAACCUGAGACCUAUAAGCACAGGGGAGAUCUGGAGAGUGAAAUAGGUAUUAGGAAGGCAUGUCGGUUCCCAAAGUCUAUUCUUGGACCUUGCUCAGGCAUUGAGGAUCAGAAUUUUGGCUUCACUGAGGGAAGACCCUGUCUGAUUGUCAAACUCAAUAGGAUUGUGAAUUUUAGACCAAAGCCCCCACAGUCCAACGAGAGUAUCCCAGAAGAGGUCAAGUCCAAAGUCCAACCUAAUUUGAUACCUCUCCACUGUACAACUAAGAAAAAAGAAGAAGAAGAUUUGCUUGGGCAAGUAGCAUACUAUGGCAUUGGAGGAGGCUUCCCUCUCCAGUAUUAUCCUUACUAUGGCAAGCUCCUGCACCCACACUACCUACAGCCUUUGGUGGCCAUUCAGUUUAUAAACAUAACCAUGAACCAAGAGAUACGUGUUGAGUGCAGAGUGUAUGGUGAGAACAUACCCUACAGUGACAAGGAUCGCUACCAGGGACGUUUUGAAGUUAAAAUGAAGGUAAACCUUUUUUGACCUCCAUUAUGAGCACAGCAUCAUAAAUCACUCCCUGUUUUAAGGCAAAGUAAGAAGCAUCUUUUGACUUGAGAUAUGCAGCUACCAGACACAACUUCCCCACUGAUCUUUCACAGUCUCACUGAGAGAAAGCAUUUAACAAUAAACAGAUAUCUCAAAAGUGCCCUAAGAUACGUUAGCAGAGGCUUAAAAAGUUAAAAUAAUUAGUCCGUAUUGAACCAUAAUGUGGGACAUAAUGUCUUCUGCUUCAAUGAAAGAUAUUCUGCUUCUGUAUAGAAUUAGAAUGCAAAUGCUUGAAGGACUAGCCAUAGCAUAUUAGAUUAUUCUAAUAACAGUCUAUUGUAAAACUAGACUAUUCUGAAAAUAAAAAUAAAAAGAUUACCUAAGUGACGUUUAGUCUACUCUCAAUGUAAUCAAUACGGUUUAUCACCCUAUUCCUGUAUUGCCACUUUGUGUGGCUUUCUUCCAUUAUAAAAGUGCAUGAUAUUUGCAUAAGUAGGUUGUUUCAAACCAAGCCAAAUCUGGUCUAGCUUUGUUAACUGUGCAAUUACAAAUUUGUUCUUAUUCAUUGUCAACAUGUAAACACUGUACUGUUUGCUUUUGCUAUUUUAAAUGCACUUUACGCUUCUAUUUUCUUUGAAAUUACAGUUGAUGGGAAUAAUGAUUUUUAUUUUAGAUAAUUUUUUUUAUUUUGUCACCGAAUGUAUGUAAAUAUUGCUUUUAAAUGUAAUACUCUUUAAUCUGUGUUGGACAAACUGAGGAUUGUUUUUUUUAAACAAGAAAAACAAGAUCUUAGGAAUGUGUGUGUGUGUGUGUGUUUGUGUGUGUGUGU